Molecule: messenger RNA, 861 nt
Organism: Pteropus alecto (black flying fox)
Lineage: Eukaryota; Metazoa; Chordata; Mammalia; Chiroptera; Pteropodidae
Gene: DHRS12
Product: dehydrogenase/reductase 12
Exons: 9
Coding region: 1-861 (286 amino acids)
Source: RefSeq, a predicted model, not a curated record
AUGACAACUGGGCUGGAGAAACUGGUACUGAGCUUCGGUAGAAGACGAUAUAAACACUGGGAGGCUGAAAAAGAUUUGAAGGAGAUAAAUGGGCCCUUCUUUGGAGUUGCAGAGCUAGUGGCAAACUUCUCCUUGGGAGACAAACUUACUUCCAGGACUGGCUAUGAAUCUGCAUGUGAGGAUUUUGUCCCUGAUGACUUGGAGGUUCAAGUUGCUGGAAGAGCCUUCUUGGUCACAGGAGGAAAGAGCGGCAUUGGAAAAGCAACUGCCAUUGAGAUAGCCAAGCGAGGUGGCACAGUUCACCUGGUUUGUCGAGAUAAAGACGGAGUCCAAGGUGCCAAAGGUGAGAUCAUCAGGGAGAGUGGUAAUCAGAACAUCUUUUUGCUCAUUGUGGACUUGUCUGAUCCCAAGAAAAUCUGGAAAUUUGUUGAAAAUUUCAAGCGGAAACAUAAACUCAAUGUUCUGAUCAAUAAUGCAGGUUGUAUGGUCAAUAAAAGCAAGCUCACAGAAGAUGGACUUGAAAAAAACUUUGCUACCAAUACUCUGGAUAUGUAUAUUCUCAUGACUGCCCUCAUCCCUGUGUUGGAGAAAGAACAUGAUCCCAGAGUGGCGAGUGUGAGGCUGUCCAUGCCGAGGUUCCAUGCCAGGUUCAGGGACGGGCUGUGCUCUGUGGCCCAGGGGGCGGACACUGUGCUUUGGCUGGCCCUCGCCCCUGCUGCCUCCAUGAAGCCCAGUGGCCGGUUCUUUCUAGAUUGGAAAUCGGCUGCCACACCCUUGUCUCUUGCUAGAACGCCCUCCUCACCAGCUGAAGAGGAGAAACUAAGUGAAAUCCUGGAAGAGCUGGCUCAGAGAUUUAAAUAG